Molecule: messenger RNA, 357 nt
Organism: Zingiber officinale
Lineage: Eukaryota; Viridiplantae; Streptophyta; Magnoliopsida; Zingiberales; Zingiberaceae
Product: probable serine/threonine-protein kinase PBL23
Exons: 3
Coding region: 1-357 (118 amino acids)
Biological process (GO): protein phosphorylation
Molecular function (GO): protein kinase activity; ATP binding
Source: RefSeq, a predicted model, not a curated record
AUGGGGAAGAUUGAGAGGGCACCUACUACUGAGACCGAGUUUGAGACUGAGAGGGAGCUUACUAUUGAGACAAAGCUCGAAAUUGAGAUGGAAUCCGAGACUGAGAGGGAGUCUACUGUUGAGAUAGAGUCUAAGGCUAAGAGGGAUCUACUACUAAGACAAAUGAUAAUCUCUGUCCUGACUUUAGCAUCGCAAGGCUUUUCGACCAAGACCACUCACCAAACUACUAGCAACCUCAUUCGCACAUUAGGAUACAUGGCUCCAGAGUAUGCUCUGCAAGGAACCUUUACACCUAAAUCAGAUGUUUGCAGCUUUGGCAUUUUCGUUCUAGAGAUCAUCACGGGAAGAAGUGUCUAG